GGAACAGCAAGAUUGCUACAGCGUAUUAGUAAUAUAUUAAUUACUAGCCUAUUAAAAAGGAACGGAGGGAGUAUAUAAAUGCCCUGGGAUUAAACACUAAUCUGCAAUUCAGACAUCCAGUAUUUUCCAGUGCAUAUCAUGUCGUGUUUGAUGAUGAAGAAAUCUUUCCACAUUUUUUAUGAUCAAGCAACUUCGAUUUUCACUCUUCUACUAGCUUUUCUAGUGACAUUUUCAACUAUUAUCAUCUACUAUGUACAGAAGAAGAGGGACUUGAAGCACAAUGUAACCUCAUCGUCAAGUAGUGCAAUUACCACGACUCCUUUAUUACCAGAAGCAUCGGGUUCAUGGCCAGUGAUCGGACAUCUUCUUCUUUUCAUGGGAGAACAUCAAUUAACUCAUGUAACUCUUGGUAAUAUGGCCGACAAAUAUGGACCUAUUUUUAGUGUACGACUCGGUAGUCACAGAACUCUAGUUGUUAGUAGCUGGGAUAUGGUAAAAGAGUGUUUUACAGGUAUGACCGACAAGUUGUUCUCGAAUCGUCCUGUCUCUUUAGCGACUAAAAUUAUGAUGUAUGACACUGAAUCUUAUGUUUUUGCACCUUAUGGAAAAUAUUGGAGAGAGUUGCGAAAGAUAUCUACACAUAGACUCCUUUCUCAUCAGCAAUUAGAAAAGUCGAAAUAUAUGCGAGUUUCUGAAGUUGAUAACGCCUUUAAAAAGCUUCAUGAGUCAUGCAGCAACAACAAACAGGGAGGUGACACUGCUUCUGCAACUACUCUUGUGAGAAUGGAUGAUUGGUUAGCAUACUUGACUUUUAACGUAGUAGGGAGGAUCGUCGGCGGAUUCCAAUCAAAUGCGGUGACCACAGGUACCACAAGCAGCCAGGAAAAGUUCAAGCUUGCAUUAACAAAAUAGGUAGAAAGAAGGAUCGAAACCCUGUUGUUCCAUCUUCUUCUUCUUCCCAUUAACAACACAGCAAGAAGUGUGGCAAGCACGAAGAAAUUGGAGUCCUAUGCCAAGCACCUUACUUCAUUUAUUUGAAGCUUGGUCUUCCAAUGUGUUGCGUGGUAAAGGAAGAGAAGUGUGGCAAAUACUUCAUUAUGCGAUUUGCUGGGCCUUGUGGAAGGAAUAGAAUGGAAGAGUUUUUGGAGGUAGGCAUAAGUGUGUACAAGAAGUUAUUGACUUGAUUAAGCAAUUGAUAGUCUUAUGGUCUUGUGAUAAGGAUACCUUCAAGUUUGUCGAUCCUAGCUUAAUUUGGAGUAGUUGGAAAACUUUAAUGUGUAUGUAAUUACCACUGUAUUGUCCUUGGUUUUAAACCUUGGUUCAAUUUUUUCUUUUUAAUAUAACUUUCCCUUUCGGAAAAAAA
Molecule: messenger RNA, 1363 nt
Organism: Papaver somniferum (opium poppy)
Lineage: Eukaryota; Viridiplantae; Streptophyta; Magnoliopsida; Ranunculales; Papaveraceae
Product: bifunctional protein STORR-like
Exons: 2
Coding region: 139-912 (257 amino acids)
Biological process (GO): defense response to other organism
Molecular function (GO): oxidoreductase activity, acting on paired donors, with incorporation or reduction of molecular oxygen; monooxygenase activity; iron ion binding
Source: RefSeq, a predicted model, not a curated record